Aspergillus nomiae NRRL 13137 is the source of this 879-nucleotide messenger RNA. Its product is annotated as aminoglycoside phosphotransferase family protein. The transcript has a single exon. NCBI's taxonomy places the organism in Eukaryota, Fungi, Ascomycota, Eurotiomycetes, Eurotiales, Aspergillaceae. The record is from RefSeq and is a predicted model, not a curated record. The coding region runs from base 1 to 879 and encodes 292 amino acids.
AUGCCAUUCUCUCUUCCUUAUUAUCGGGAUGCUGGUCAAUUACCAGGGCCUCUUCCUGAUCAGAAUGAGAUUGAACAGGCAACACAAACCCUCCCCGAGAGAUCAGAUUAUGGCAGGCGCCUCGUCGUAAUCAGAGACAAAUAUGUUGUGAAAUAUGGCCCGCUUGUGAAUGAAAACGAGGGAUAUGCUCUACUUUUUGUUGAAAAACGGCUCAAUAUCCCAGCCCCACGACUUUACGCUAUGUACCGCGAUCAGGACACCCUAUACAUCGUCAUGGAAUAUAUCCCCAGUAUUUCUCUAGGUAUGGCGUGGCCCUCGCUCACUGAGGUAAAUAAACAUUCAAUUGUUGGACAAUUGCGAUGCAUCUUCGAUCAAAUGAGAGAGCUACCAUCGCUCGGAUUUUACGGCAGUGUCAACGGAGGACCCGUUCCCCAUAGAUAUUUCUGGUCCCGUCAAAACGACCCUGCUGUUACCGGCCCGUUUCAGGCGGAGGAAGAAUUCGGAAAAGCUAUCGCACUUCGCUCAAAAGCUGUAUGGAGCGAGUCAAAUGUUAACAACUUUCUCUCCGACUAUCUCGCUCGCCACCUCCCAGUAGCACUUCACAACCAUCCGCCUAUGUUCACCCACGGAGAUCUUUACAGAGAGAAUGUUCUUGUCAGAAAGGUCGUUAAUCCUAUCACAAAUGAAGAAGAGUAUGAAGUAGCUGCUCUUGUGGACUGGGAAACUGCUGGAUGGUAUCCUUCGUACUGGGAAUACGCUCAUAUCUUUCCCCUAUUGCAAUGGGUUGACGACUGGCCGGCAUAUCUUGAGAAGAUUCUUGACCCGUUGCCGCUCGAGGGCGCCAUGAUGCGGCUUGUCUUUAAUCACCUGGAGUUCUGA